Messenger RNA from Momordica charantia (bitter melon), 2846 nucleotides. RefSeq names its product protein SMAX1-LIKE 3. The record is from RefSeq and is a predicted model, not a curated record. NCBI's taxonomy places the organism in Eukaryota, Viridiplantae, Streptophyta, Magnoliopsida, Cucurbitales, Cucurbitaceae.
UCCCUCACUAACAAGAAAGGCACAAACAUACUCUCCUAUAUUACUCAACAACCCUCUCUUCAUCUUCAUCCUUCAAAUAUAACCUCUUCUUUUUCUUAUAACUGCUAUAUCUCUCGUGUCUUGCUUGUCUGUAUAAGAGUACGAGUAGAAAAGAGAGAGAGGGAAACAAGUUCAAACCAAGGAGAGGAGAAGAGAGAAAGAGAGAAGAUUUACGAAGAUGAGAGCUGGAAUUUGUACUAUACAGCUCCAGGCUCUGAGCAUUGAGGCUGAAGCCACGGUGAAGCAAGCGGUUGGCCUCGCACGGCGACGAGGCCACGCCCAUGUCACCCCGCUCCAUGUGGCUAGUGCCAUGCUCGCUUCCUCCUCCGGCCUUCUUCGGAGAGCUUGCCUCCAUUGCCACUCCCACCCUCUGCAAUGCAAAGCUCUCGAGCUUUGCUUCAACGUCGCCCUCAACCGUCUCCCGACGUUGACGCCAAGCCCGCUUUUCGGGCCACAGUAUCCAAACCCUUGCCUUUCCAACGCAUUGGUUGCCGCCUUCAAGCGGGCCCAGGCGCACCAACGCCGCGGCUCGAUUGAGAACCCGCAGCAGCAACAGCAACAACAGCCCAUUCUAGCUUUGAAAAUUGAGUUGGAGCAGCUCAUCAUCUCCAUCUUAGAUGACCCAAGCGUUAGCAGAGUGAUGAGAGAAGCUGGUUUCUCAAGCACACAAGUCAAAAACAGGGUGGAGAAAGCUGUUUCCUUGGAGGAGUGCAACAAUGAUAGACAAUACUUUUAUGACAAAAAGUGGAACUUCCUACCCACCAACACUCCAUUAAUCCACAAGCCUCACUUUCAAGAUUCCAAAUUAGAAACCACCAAAUCCCCAAAUCUUGGCCUUUUCAGCCAUUUUGGACUCAUGUCUCCCACCACAAAACUGUUUGACAAUGUCCCCAAUGAAGAAGAUGUAACAAGUGUUCUUGAAGAGCUAUCAAACAGAACCCAAAGAAGAAGCAGCAACACAGUGAUUGUAGGGGAGAAUUUAGGCACAGCUGAAGCUGUGGUUAGAGGAGUAAUGGAGAAAUUUGAAAAGGGAGAUGUUCCAAAAGAGCUGAGACAUGUGGAAUUCCUAAGCCUUCCUCUGUUCUCCUUGAGGAGCCUCUCAAAGGAGGAGAUUGAGCAGAAGCUUUUGGAGCUGAGAUGCAUAGUAAAAAGCAGCCUGGGCAAAAGGGUCAUUUUCUAUUUGGGAGAUCUCAAAUGGGUGUCUGAGUUUUGGUCAAAUUAUGGAGAGCAGAGGAGCCAUUACAGCCCUGUGGAGCAGAUAAUAAUGGAGAUCAAGAGAAUGUUAUUCCAUGGAAAUGGUGAAAUCUAUGGAAGAUUUUGGGUUCUGGGAAUUGCAACUUUUCAGAUUUAUAUGAGAUGUAAAGCUGGCCAUCCUUCUUUGGAGUCACUUUGGUCACUUCAUCCUCUUACAGUUCCUGUGGGCAGCCUCAGUCUAAGUCUCAACUUUGAAAGCAAAGAAUGUGAUUUUCCGACCAAUUCUGCCAUGGGUUUCCCUUUAUGUCUCCAACAGUACAAGGAGGAUGCAAGAAAAAGUGCUGUAAUUUCCAAUAACCAACAGGAUGAUCAGUGGCUAAGUUCAACACAAAAAGGAGUAAACUUUGUAGAUAAAUCUACAAACUUUUCUCCUCCUUCAGAUUUCUGCCACCAUUUUCUUAGCCCCAAACACAAACAGUCCCCAAAAGAGUACCAAUUCUGGGCCACAGAAGAGAAAGAGGCAGAACAAAACGGUGUCGUUUCAAAGCCAGAACUCCUCUCAAACCCCAACUCAAGCCCCAACUCAGCCUCCUCAAGUGAAGUGGAAGAGGACAACUCAGGGGAUCCCCAAAACCAUCACUUGAAAGAAUUCAAUCCCCAAAACUUGAAGCUAAUUUCUGAAGUACUUCUAAAAACAGUCCCAAAUUGCCCAAAACACAAGGCCUCUGAAAUCUCAGCCACAAUCCUCCAUUGCAGGUCACAGAGAAGCCAAAAGCAGCAGCAAAGUUGCAGCCUUUUGUUCAUGGGCAAUGAGCAGAAGCAAGAGGCCAAGGAGAGGACUGCAAGGGAAUUGGCCAAGCUCUUCUUUGGGUCACAGACAAGGGUGAUUUCCAUUGGAUUGAGCAGCUUCAAAGAUGAGGAAUUUGGGAAGAAGAGGGGGAGAAAUGAAAUGGGGUGCAGUUAUUUGCAGAGAUUUGCAGAGGCAGUGAAUGAAAAUCCCCAUAGAGUGUUCUUGAUGGAAGAAUUUGAGCAAAUUGAUUACUGUUCCUUGAAGGGUCUGAAAGAGGCAAUUGAAAAGGGGAGGGUGAGGCUUGCAGAUGGAGAGCUUUGCCCUUUGAAAGAUGCCAUUGUCAUCUUCAAUGGAGAAAGGCAGAUUGUAAAACAGGAACUGAAGAAUGAAGAAGAAGAAGAAGAAGAAGAAGAAGAAAAUGAAGAAGAAAACAGAGGAUUUGUUUCACUGGAUUUGAACAUAGCCAUUGUUGAAGAUGGAAAUGGGGACAGAAUCAGAUCAAUUGUGGAAUGUGUGGAUGGGAAAAUUUUAUUUUCAUAGUUAAACAGCUUUGAUUUUUAGAGUUUUUCUUCUUCAAUGGUGGGUGGGUGACACUUUUUUUUUUUGGGUGGGGGAAAAAAUCUCUUGUUUGAUAGGGAGGGAUGGAGGGGUUGGGUGAUAGUUUUUUUUUUGGGGGUUUUUUUUUCUUUUUCUUAUGAGCACUUUUUGAGAAUGGGAAAUGUAGAAUUUGGGAGUAGUUUAGUCGUAGGAAUGUAAAUGUGUAAAUUAAUGCAUAUCUCUGUUGGGGUUUUCAAUUAUAUGUUAGCUUGAUCCGGUUGGGUAA